AAUAGUCAAGCUUUCACGAUCUCUCCAUUGCUUUAAACAAGAAUGGCUGAGUGCACUGCCAUGCUAAGACUUAAUUAAACCACAUAAACAGCAUCUUGCCGGUUGGAAAAGCUCUUAUUAGGCAUACAAGAGCUGGACUAUAACUCUGCAGCCACCACUAGAUGGCAGCAAAGGAUGACCAUCAUGUCCCACUUAAAGGAUCUCAAAGAUGACUUCCACAGUGACACCGUCCUUUCCAUAUUAAAUGAACAACGCAUUCGGGGCAUUUUAUGUGAUGUUACCAUAAUUGUAGAAGACACCAAAUUCAAAGCCCACAGUAAUGUCCUGGCUGCUUCAAGCCUUUAUUUCAAAAAUAUAUUUUGGAGUCAUACCAUCUGCAUUUCUGGACAUGUGUUGGAACUAGAUGGUCUCAAGGCUGAAGUGUUCACAGAGAUACUUAAUUACAUCUACAGUUCUACAGUAAUUGUUAAAAAACAAGAGUCUGUUGUGGAUCUUGCAGCUGCAGGCAAAAAAUUGGGAAUAUCUUUUUUAGAAGAUCUUACAGAAAAGAGCCUUUCCGGUUCCCCUUGUCUGUAUUCAUUUUGCAAUACUGAAAAAAAUGAUGUGAAAGAAGAAAAAAGACAGGAAGACUCAGCUGUUACAAAUGGACCAAGAAUCACGAAUGCAUACUCAAUUUUUGAAACUGAAAAUAGUAAUAAUUUGUUUUCUCCUCUUGACCUGAGGGCAAGUUUUAAAAAAAUGCCUGAAACAAAUAAAGCAUCCAAUAGUGAUUUGGACAGGACUGACGCAUGCAAAGAGAUUGAGAGAGCCAGCACAUUAGCUGAACAUUCCUAUGCUGUUACAACUGGUUGCAAUGCUCUGCAACAAAAUUCCUUUUAUUAUGAAAACACUCCACUUUAUAAAACAGGUGAAGAUUGUUCUGAAGCUGCCGAGUCAGUGCCUCUAGUUAAAUCAGCAACACAGUCAUAUAAUGCGCCAAAGGCUAGAUUUAACUCCCAGAUCACAGAUGCUCCUACUGUAAAGAUAUCAGUCCACAAGGGAAGCAGUUCAGAGGCUCCCCAUAAAGUCAUAAAAGACCACAGCCAUUCUUUUCAAAAAUCCCAGCCAAAUAAAACCAAUAGUCCCUCUUCUAAGGAAGAUGAAAAUAAAUCUGAUAACCUUUCUGGAUCAAUAGCCAUGGACAUUCCACAUUCUUAUAACUGUAAUUGUUGUACUAAAUCAUUUAAUGAUAAAACUCAACUAAGCACUCAUCUUAAACUUCAUUCACAAUCUCAAGAGACUUCAAUUUGCAAAUAUUGUAGCAAACAGUUUGAAAAUAUUGCUGGGCUAGAGUCUCAUGAACAAGCAUGUAGGGGCCUGAACAAUUUUUGCAUUGAAAAUGAAAAUGAGCAGAAUAGUCUGGAUAAUUUUGUUCCUUCAAAUGAAAAAACUGGCACCUCGUAUGUAAGCCCGGAGCCCACAGAAACUGAAAAUGAAUUUACUGAUUAUCCUGCUACGAACGGUACAAUGCCAGAAACAGACCAUUUUGUUAAAGUUGUUGGUGGACAGAUACUUUAUACUUGCAGUGUUUGUAAACGUACCUAUGUUACCUUGUCCAGCCUCCGAAGACAUUCAAAUGUUCAUUCUUGGAGAAGAACUUAUCCUUGCCAUUACUGCAACAAAGUUUUUGCAUUAGCAGAGUACCGUACCAGACACGAAAUCUGGCACACAGGUGAAAGGCGAUACCAAUGUAUCUUCUGUCUUGAGACCUUUAUGACAUACUAUAUACUCAAGAACCAUCAGAAAUCUUUUCAUGCAAUUGAUCAUCGACUUGGUGUAAACAAGAAAACAGCUAAUGGUGGCUUGAAACCAAAUGUAUAUCCUUACAAGCUUUACAGGCUUUUGCCUAUGAAAUGUAAAAGGGCACCAUAUAAAAGUUACGGAAACUCAUCAUAUGAAAGUGUACAAGUUAAUGAAGUUCCAUCUAGCACCUGUAUUAUUCAGAAUACUGUCACUUCUGAACUGGCAUCCUUGAAUUUUGAACACAAUAUGUUGCCAAGUUCCAGCAUUUCUUUGGAUAGUUCUUCAUGUGGUGAUGCUACGACAACAUCUGAAAAUCCUCCAAAUGUUUCUUCCUGGAAAAUUUCAUCAAGGACAGAUCUUAACAAUAAUAGUCCCACUAACAGAAGGACAUUAUCUUCUGUUGAGGAUUCUGGUCCUCAGGAAUAUGAUUCCUCUUGUCAAACAAUUACUAACAGCAAUUCCCAUGAGAAUUCAACCUCUGUAAUUAGCUAUAACAAUUCAGCAUCUUCUGUUAUAAUGCAUAGUGGAAGAGUUUCAUCUGUGAUAAUGCACAGUAAUGCUGUCAAUGCAAUAGGAAGAAGUGAUAAGGGAACUUCAGAUAUUACAAUCAGUCAAGUAGCCAGCAAUGAUCUUAUACAUGAAUCAGACAAUGGCAAUAGUAGAACAAGAAGCAAUAAAGAAAAGAAAAAGGUGCCUCUAUAUGACAGAGAAGCAACUUCAAAGGAGGUAAAAUAUACAACGAAUACAGGGAUAGCUUCUAACACACCUGCACAUAUCUUUGAAACUUCAAGUAAGACUGAAACUUAUAUCGCAAAACCUGCACUGCCAGGAACAUCUGCUGACAGCAAUGUUGCUCCACUUUGUCAAAUAACAGUUAAAAUUGGAAAUGAAGCUAUUGUGAAAAGACAUAUUUUGGGGUCCAAAUUGUUUUACAAAAAAGGCAGAAGAUCUAAAUAUGAAUCCAAAGGCGAUCAGACAGUUCAGGUUGCAGAACGGGAAAAGAGAGAGAGAAGCCUGUCUCGAGUUUGUCCAUCAGACUACAUUGAAAGUGAAAUGGGCGAUGAUGUCAGUGACCAUGACUCUAAUGAUAAACCUUGGCGACCAUAUUACAAUUACAAACCAAAAAAGAAAUCUAAACAAUUAAGAAAAAUGAGAAAAGCAAAAUGGAGAGAGAAAUAUAGGAGCAGAAAAUCCUGUCAGGAAAGCGAGAAGGCCUAUGUCACCACUUAUGCUCUUAGGAAUAUUCCUGAAGAGAAGGUCUGUAAUCAAGAAGAGAAAAUGCCAGAACUUAACUGUAAGCUCUGUGAAAGGGAGAACGCUUCUACAGAAAUAUCCCAUGAUCACUCACACCGGGAGACCACAGAGCCUGAAUCUUUCACUUGUGAUUUAUGCCAAAAGCAUUUCCAGAGCUCUUCUACCCUAAGGAUGCAUAAGCGGUGUCAUACGGAGGAGAAGCCCUACCUUUGCAAAACCUGCGGGAAAGGUUUUUCAAUCUCCAGCAAUUUACAGAAGCAUGAACGCACCCAUUCUGCUGUCAAGGAUUUCAUCUGUCAACACUGUAACAAAGCAUUCACCCUCAACGAAACACUCAAAAUACACGAGAGAAUCCAUACAGGAGAAAAGCGCUACCACUGUCAAUUUUGUUUUCAGAGCUUCUUAUAUCUUUCCACCAAAAGGAAUCAUGAGCAAAGGCAUAAGCGUGAGCACACUGGGAAAGGCUACGCAUGUUUUCAGUGCCCCAAGGUUUGUAAGACGGCAGCUGCUCUUGGGAUGCACCAGAAGAAGCAUUUGUUUAAACCACCCAAGCAAGAGGACAGAAAAGAUUGUUUGUUUAAUGAAAGCUUGAAAUCAUGUAAAAGUCAACAUUUCUUUGUUUCAGAGAAACAGGAAACAGCUAAACCUCUGCUAACUAAACGCAUAACUGACGCAGAGGGUAACAAAGCCAGUAAUAUUCAGAAUACUGCAUUGGAUUCUGGACUCUGAGUAAGAAAAGGGUGUGGCAACAAAGAAAAGAGAGAUGAAAGGCCAUAGAUGCAAGUAAUUAAUGCAAAAAAUAAAUAAAUCCAAAUUUAUGGAAGUUCUUAAAAUUUGAGAUAUAUAUUUUUCACAUAUAUUGCAUACUUUACAUUUUAAAUGUGCCAUAAAAAGCAAAAUUUGGAAACUAUAGUGAAGCUAAUGAAGCCUAAAAAAGUAUAAGGAGAUAUUAAUAUCACUCAGAAGAAAGUUUAUGUAAAAAAGAAUAUGCUUAACUGAAAUGUUUAAAAGGAUAUUGUAAAGAAUUUACUGUUGAACUGGAAAUAUAGCUUGUUAACGAUAUCUAUCAUUUUGGGCAACUAAAAAAUGAGUGAUAUCCAUUCAGAACAUAGUAAGGUUAAAGUGUUUUCUGCUAGUAGAAAUUACAUUCUUUCUCCUAACUAUAAUUUGUUUGAAGGUCAACACUGUUUUAAAAUUUUAAUUUUUAAUGUGUACGCAAUAAGCAUCUGGUUAAGAUUUGUUAUUUGAGUAGUCCACUCACCCAUUCUGAAGUCUGAAUAUGCUGUUACAGAACAAUUUUGUAAGAGGUUAUGAUUGGUUCAUCACAGUCAGAUGUAUUAUUAUAAUAAAUAUUUAUAUUCUUAACAUGUACCACAAUGUGUCAUGAGCUCAUUAUAUAUUAGUGCUAUCAGAUUUGCAGACUGAUGUGCAAGUGAAGUUUAAAUGAUAGCAUUAGAUACAAUUCCUUCAUGAGCAUAGUUAGUUACACACAUGGAAUAAGAUCUCUAUCUUGUUGAACAGACUUUUCUAUUAGUCUGUGGCUCUACAAGCAUCAGAGCAUUCAGACCAUAUAUGUCUACUCUAUACAGUAAUUUCUCCUCAUUUGUCCUGGCAUGACUUGUCCUCUGAGAAGAAAUAAUUUGCAAGAAUCCAGUACAGGAACAGGUAGCUGGAUACAAUAUGAAAUUUCUCCAUGGAAUCUUCCUAAAAUUUACACCCGUUUCAGAUUUUCCCCUAAAUAUACAUUCAAGGCCCAAAACAGUGGGGGGAGAGGCACCACUUAUCCUAUUUUAAGUAUACUCAUCAGUGAGAAGAUAGUUUUGGUACCUUGAUUUAACCCAAGGCCAAUACUAUCAUAUUUGGAUUUACUGAAUUGUAUUCCAAGUUGACUUUCAUAGUGUUUUACAGACACAGUCAUCCAGCUAGUUUGUGUAAUGUACCAUAGAAUUUAGACACUCCAAUCCUAACCUCAAGGAUGUAUAGAACUGUCUACCUGAAUAAUUUAAUGUGGGUUUUCAAUAUUACUUCAUAUUUUCUUUCUGCAUACUUAAUGGGCAGAGUCUGCACUGGGCACCCUCUCUCUCUCCUAAUAUAUUCAAUAAUAAUAAUGUGACCAAUCAUAGUAUACUGAUUAUUUUACUGUUAAAAAUUAGGACUGUUGUAAAAAUGCAUCACUACCUAGUGAUCAAAUAUACUUGAAAGGGUUUUAGUUAUUGUUUGUUUUCCUUCUCUCUCUCUCUUUUUCUUUCUUUCUUUUUUUUUGAGCGGGAUGGGGUUUUUUUUUUAUUUGAAAUUAACAUUCUUCAAAUAAAAAUAUAUCCAGGCUUUAUCGAUCAACUAUGUUCAUGUUGAUCAAGCUAAACAAUCAACAUAUAUUAAAAGAAGAAACAUAAUCAAACUGAUAUGGGCAAAAAAGCAAAGUUUUAAAGAAAACUAUUCUGAAUGAGUUACUUUAUUAGGCAUGUUGGUGACUAAAAGAAAGAGAACAUGGAAUCAAUGAAAAUUAAGAGUGAAACCCCAAUUUAAUGUACCAACCAGAGGGCAUGGAUGCCCAAUACUGUGUCCAUUAAAUCACAAAUUAAUUAUUCACAGCAACUUAUACAAUUUGCAUAUUAUAUAUUAUGCAAAUGACAUAAAUUACAUAAUAUAAUUUUGCAUAAAAUACAAGACAAAUUAUAUAAAUUGUCACAACUGAUGAAAAACUGAUAUAACUUUUUUUCAUUCAGACUAUUUUGAAUACAGUUGACUGGUCCGUUAUUUUGGAGAAUGUUUGGACUAAAAUGUGGUCUACAGCAUCUAAAAUCCUCUAAAUAGUGGUCCUUUAAUUAAGUUUUCUCUGUAAAACAUAUUCAAAUUUUUAAGAGUUUGAGAAUGUAGAAAACUGCACACAUUUUAUUAUAGAAAAAGUAUCUAAAUGAAGAGUAUUCUAUUUGGUACAUCUAAUUUUGGCCUUUUAUGCUCACAUUUCCACGUUAUAUAACAGAAAUUGUGAUGAUAACAUAUUUAUUCUUAAUUUGUCUGAUGUCAUUUUGCACGUAACUAAAUAGAACGUAUCCCUCACAAUAUAAGCACUGAAAAAGAUCUAACUAUAUACAUAAAACAUUUUUGAUGUGAAAAUCUAUCACUUACAAAAUUAUAAUUACUAUAAGCUGUUUAAAAUAAGUACUUUAUGAGACUUUGUAAAACAAUAUUAUCUCAAUAAUUCUAGACCAAAGCCAACGUUGGUUAAGAUUUGUAUGUAGUGAUAAUUGUACAAAUAUUUUCUAUAACUGUUUAACUCAUAUGGAAAAUAAUAGCUUCUGUUACAUUUGAGGGCUUUGUAUAUUUUGAUAAAAACAUGCUAACUUUGUAAUUUGCUUGUUCACUACAGUUUAUAGAAACCAAUUUUAAUAUGACAAUAUUAUGUUUAUAAUUCAUUAUUGGAAUUUUAUUAAUCAGCCUAAUGGACAAGUAUUACAACAAACAUAGAAUUAAAGCAAAUAUAAUUGUUAAGGACAAUGUUAAUACAUAAUGGCAUAUGCAUUUUGUUUUAAUAGAACUAUUAAAAACUGGCAUUCACAACUA
Molecule: messenger RNA, 6600 nt
Organism: Pantherophis guttatus
Lineage: Eukaryota; Metazoa; Chordata; Lepidosauria; Squamata; Colubridae
Source: RefSeq, a predicted model, not a curated record